This is a messenger RNA of Talaromyces rugulosus, 1659 nucleotides long. RefSeq lists its product as uncharacterized. The record is from RefSeq and is a predicted model, not a curated record. Gene Ontology annotation, molecular function: magnesium ion transmembrane transporter activity. Gene Ontology annotation, cellular component: membrane. Gene Ontology annotation, biological process: magnesium ion transport. The coding region runs from base 1 to 1659 and encodes 552 amino acids. NCBI's taxonomy places the organism in Eukaryota, Fungi, Ascomycota, Eurotiomycetes, Eurotiales, Trichocomaceae. The transcript is spliced from 4 exons.
AUGGGCCAGCUCGGUGACCUGUCGCCUGAGGGGAGUAUUGCCGUCGGGGUUCUUGUCGGGUUGAUUUCCACCAGUCUCCAAGCGAUCGGACUCACCCUGCAGCGAAAGUCUCAUUUACUCGAAGACGAGAAAGCGCCGUACGAGCUACGAAGACCUCCUUAUAAGCGGCGAAGAUGGCAGAUGGGCAUGUUUAUGUUUGUCGUUGCGAAUAUCGUUGGGAGUACUAUUCAGAUCACAACACUACCGCUACCAGUUUUGUCGACUCUACAAUCGUCCGGACUGGUGUUUAACACGAUCUCCGCAACGCUCAUUCUCGGCGAACCGUUUACGAAGAACUCGUUCAUCGGGACAGUACUCGUGUGUACCGGAGCCGUGCUAAUAGCGACAUUUGGUGCUAUUGGGGAACCCGCGCAUAGCCUGGACCAGCUCCUGGAGCUACUCAAUCGACGCGCCUUCAUCGCAUGGAUGGUAGUCACUGGGCUGGUCGUGGCCCUCGUUCUCGCUGGAUCGCGCGUCAUCAAAACGCUUUCGUCUCCGAACCAUCACAAGUCUCGCUUCAUCAAACUACGCGGGGCUUUGAUAUCCCCGCCUCGCGCAAAGUUUUACCGUGGGUUGGCUUUCGCGUUUGCCAGUGGGGUGUUGUCGGCUCAUACGCUGUUGCUGGCCAAGUCAGCGGUUGAGCUUCUCGUACGGACGAUUGUCGACCAUGUCAACCAGUUUAACCGGUGGCAAUCCUGGCUCAUUCUGAUCGGGAUGAUCUGCCUGGCUUUGACACAACUGUAUUAUAUGCACCGAGGCUUGAAGCUUUGCAGCACUAGCGUUCUUUAUCCUUUUGUUUUCUGCGUAUACAACAUCAUCGCGAUUUUGGAUGGGUUGAUUUACUUUCGACAGGCGUCCCAGCUUGCUGGACUUCAGGCUGGGCUUAUUGCUCUUGGAACUAUUAUUCUUCUUGCCGGUGUCUUGUGCCUCUCGUGGAGGUUGGAAGACAUCGACAGCCAUGCAGGUGUUACCCUGCCAAACACCUCACAAACACCGAUGGGAUCUGGAAUGGGGCUCGUGGAGGAGUUCGCCGAGCCAUCAGACGUUGAAGAGCCAGAGGCCGAUGAACGACAGCCCCUUUUGCCAACGUCGAGGCAGGAUUUGCCUCAUAAACGGACGCCGAGUUUACCUCUGACAAGCUCGCCCUAUCGCCACCGCUCUCAGACUUUGAACAACAACGAAUCCGCUCAGAUCUGGGCCGAUCUCGACGACUCGGAAAACGAGCCAGCCUCUGUGAAUCGUCCGCCUGGGUUUCCGUACACUCGCAGGAGGACAAUGUCACUGUUGUCGCGUGGCCGCGGCCGCCGGUCAGAUGUCGGCAAUGCAUUCCUCGUCCACAAGAAUCGAGACAACGCUGCCCUAUCUCCGCAGGCGCGUCGACUACAGAACCAGUCUAACAGACGCGUCUCGGCUCCCCUAUUUGCAGGCGGUACUGCUGGCUGGAGCAAGUCGCCGAAACGACCUCUUCCCACCGACAGCGGUGCCGACGUCCCCGGAAAUUCACGAAAUUACGGUACCUUGAACACUGAACAACCGAGCGGGUGGCGGAAACCGUUGAAAAUGCUACAACGUUGGACAUCAAGAUCUAACCAUACUAAUAAUGAAGACCCUCCUGUGUGA